AUGCAAGCCUCAGACCGGCGGAGAUUCACCGCGCCCGAUGGUGCAUCAGCUCUCAAGUACCGGCAGGACUCUUCACCCGCCGCCCGAGUGCCAUCCAGCUCGCGACGAGACGGCCGUCUUGCGGCUCAGGUUCGACCCAUCUUCCUGCAACCCGGCUUGGUCACGGAAGCAGCAGGGUCAGCCUACAUCGAGGCAGGACGGACGAAGGUGCUGUGCGCAGUCUAUGGACCGAAACCUACGCCCCCAAGCGCGCCAUUCAACCCCAAAGCCCGCUUGAACGUCGAGAUCAAGUUCGCGCCUUUCGCAUCCGGCGUGCGACGAUUCGUUCCGGGCAAGGACACUGAAGCGACGGGCCUCGCAGCCGUCCUCCAACAAUCGCUCCUCCCCUCUCUCCUGCUCGAAACCCUCCCGAAAUCGCAGAUCGACUUGUUCGUGACGGUGCUAGAGUCGGAUGGGUGGGACAACGACCUGUCCAUAGGAGUCACGGCUGCGUCCGUCGCCCUAGCCGAAGCAGGCAUCCCAAUGCGCGGCCUCGUAACAGCCUGUUCAGCUGCCCUCCUCCCCGCUCCCAACUCCAAAUCCGCCAUCCUCGAUCCGACGCGUGACGAAGCGCGCGACUCGUCUGCGUUCGUCUCGCUCGCUUGUAUGCCGGCGCUUGGGACCGUCACGAAUAUUCGCCUGAGCGGGGCGGUCGAGCCUGAUGCUCUGACAGACACACUGGCGAAGGCACAUGAGGUCUGUACGCUGUUGCAUGGGGUGGCGAAGCAGGCGCUGCUGGAUAGCGCGCGGAGAAGUCGUACCGACGAGUAG
Molecule: messenger RNA, 810 nt
Organism: Rhodotorula toruloides NP11
Lineage: Eukaryota; Fungi; Basidiomycota; Microbotryomycetes; Sporidiobolales; Sporidiobolaceae
Product: exosome complex component MTR3
Exons: 7
Coding region: 1-810 (269 amino acids)
Biological process (GO): poly(A)-dependent snoRNA 3'-end processing; U4 snRNA 3'-end processing; rRNA catabolic process
Cellular component (GO): nuclear exosome (RNase complex); cytoplasmic exosome (RNase complex); nucleolus
Source: RefSeq, a predicted model, not a curated record